AUGACUGAUUAUUAUUUUUCUAAAGCUGCAGCAAUCGCUCAAAAUGCAGCUAAAUUAUCAAAAAAAGUAUCGGAAGGACUUGUAGAGAAUGCACGUGAGUUUGGUUUGGAGGCUACUUCUUCUAAUCAUUAUUUUGAGACCUCUGAAGAGAAAAUGCGAGAUAUUAGACGUUUAUUAGAUUCAAGACACGAUCGUGAAAAAAUGGAUGGAUUGAAAAGGUUGAUUGCACGUUUACAUUAG
Molecule: messenger RNA, 240 nt
Organism: Entrophospora sp. SA101
Lineage: Eukaryota; Fungi; Glomeromycota; Glomeromycetes; Entrophosporales; Entrophosporaceae
Source: the annotation of a GenBank genome assembly